Molecule: messenger RNA, 2961 nt
Organism: Chaetomium globosum CBS 148.51
Lineage: Eukaryota; Fungi; Ascomycota; Sordariomycetes; Sordariales; Chaetomiaceae
Exons: 2
Coding region: 1-2961 (986 amino acids)
Biological process (GO): protein processing
Cellular component (GO): mitochondrial matrix
Molecular function (GO): metal ion binding
Source: RefSeq, a predicted model, not a curated record
AUGUUUCGCAGUACGGCUACACGCGCUGCGAGAGCUGCUGCGACCGACCUCUCCCAGCUUCCGAAGACCGGCGAGAAACUCCAUGGUUUCACGCUUCUCCGAACGAAGCAUGUCCCCGAGCUCGAGUUGACGGCGCUGCACCUGCGGCACGACAAGACGGGUGCCGAACACCUUCACAUCGCUCGCGACGACAGCAACAAUGUCUUCUCUAUUGGGUACCCAAUCCGGGAUCCCUUUUUCAAGAUGCUGCCACGUACCCUGUCCAACUUCAUGAACGCCUUUACCGCCUCGGACCACACCUUCUACCCGUUCGCCACCACAAAUGCCCAGGAUUUCAAAAAUUUAAUGUCCGUAUACCUCGAUGCGACCCUCAAACCAUUGUUAAAAGAGUCCGACUUCACCCAAGAGGGAUGGCGGAUUGGCCCCGAGAACCCCCAGGCCCUUGCCGCUGGCGGCGAAGUGAAACCGGAGGAUCGGAAGCUCGUCUUCAAGGGCGUCGUGUACAACGAGAUGAAGGGUCAGAUGUCGGACGCUGGCUAUCUGUAUUAUAUCAGAUUUCAAGACCACAUCUUCCCCGACAUCAACAACUCGGGCGGCGACCCCCAGAAGAUCACCGACCUAACCUACGAGCAGCUCAAGCAGUUCCAUGCCGAACACUACCACCCGAGCAACGCCAAGGUUUUUACAUACGGUGACAUGCCGUUGGCAGACCAUUUGAAGGAGAUUGACGCCCAGCUUGGCGUCUUCGAACGGAUCAAGGGUGAUAUGGCGAUCCACCGCCCGAUUGAUCUCAGCAACGGCCCGCAGGAGGUGCGGUUGCAGGGCCCCAUCGACCCCCUAGUCGACUUGAACAAGCAAGUGAAGACAUCUGUGUCUUGGGUUCUCGGCGAUACUUCCAACGUUGUCGAAUCGUUCUCUCUGGCGUUGAUCUCCGCGCUGUUGACGGACGGCUACGGCUCACCCUUGUAUAAGGGUCUCAUUGAGACCGGCCUCGGCACCGACUGGAGUCCUAACUCAGGUUACGACAGCUCAAAUAAGGUCGGGAUAUUCUCAAUCGGCUUGACAGGCGUGGCAGAGGCAGAUGUGUCCAAGUUGAAACCCGCCGUCCAAGACAUUCUCCGCGGCGUGAAGGAGAAGGGCUUUGAUCGAUCCAAGAUCGACGGUUAUUUGCAUCAGCUCGAACUGGGCCUCAAGCACAAGACGGCCAACUUUGGCAUGUCUUUGUUACACCGACUGAAGCCGAAGUGGUUCACGGGGGUCGAUCCGUUUGACUCGCUUGCCUGGAACGACACGCUUGCUGCCUUCGAAGCUGAGUAUGCUAAGAAAGGCUAUCUCGAGGGGUUGAUGGAGAAGUACUUGAUGAACGACAACACGUUGACGUUCACCAUGGCCCCAGCCGCCGAGUUUGUGCAGGAACUUGCCAAGGAGGAGGAAGCCCGCCUUAAAACCAAGAUUUCUAAGGCUGUCGAAACUGCAGGUGGUGAGGAGCAGGCUCAAGCCGCUCUCGAAGCCCGGGAAUUGGCUCUUUUGGCCGAGCAGGGCAAAUCGAAUACUGAAGAUCUGAGCUGCCUACCAAGCGUUCAUGUCCAAGACAUUCCGCGGCAGAAAGAGCCUAUCGUUUUGCGAAAUGAGACCGUGGGCGAGGUCAAGCUUCAAUUGCGCGAGGCGCCAACCAAUGGCCUGACUUACUUCCGGGCGAUCAACACAUUAGAGAACCUCCCCGAUGAACUGCGCUCUCUCAUUCCGCUCUUCACCGAUGCCAUUAUGCGCCUUGGCACCAAGGACAUGACCAUGGAGCAGCUCGAAGACCUCAUCAAGCUCAAGACUGGCGGUGUGUCAGUCGGCUACCACUCGGCAUCGCAGCCGACAGAUUACACGCAAGCGAAGGAGGGUCUUGUUUUCUCGGGGAUGGCUCUGGAUCGCAACGUUCCAGUCAUGUUUGACGUCCUGCGCAAACUGAUCCUCGACACAAAUUUCGAUAGCCCAGAGGCCGCCCAGCAGAUCCGGCAGCUUCUACAGGCCGCCUCGGACGGCGUCGUUAAUGAUAUUGCCUCGUCGGGGCAUGCUUAUGCUCGAAGGGCCGCGGAAGCCGGUCUGACGUGGGACGCCUUCGUCAGGGAGCAGGUCAACGGCUUGUCACAAGUAAAGCUGGUGACAAGCCUGGCAAACCGGCCCGAGUCUGACAAGCUAGAAGAUGUGAUCGGAAAACUGAAGCUGAUUCAGCAGUUCGUCUUCGCCGGCACCCUGCGGGCUUCCAUCACAUGCGAUAGCGAGAGCGUCGCCAACAACACAGGGGCCCUUUCGAGCUUCCUGGGCUCGCUCCCGUCCCAUAAGGUCAACUUCCCAGCACGCCAAAACCGGGACUUUGCCAGGAACAUCAAAUCCUUCUACCCCCUGCCUUACCAGGUCUACUAUGGCGCGCUUGCCUUGCCCACCGUUUCUUAUACGUCGCCUGACAAUGCCCCUCUCCAGAUCCUGUCCUCUCUCCUGACUCACAAGCACUUGCAUCACGAGAUCCGCGAGAAGGGCGGGGCGUAUGGUGGGGGCGCAUACUCGCGGGCGAUCGACGGCAUUUUUGGCUUUUACUCGUACCGCGACCCGAACCCGCUCAACACUAUCAAGAUCAUGCGGAACGCCGGCCAGUGGGCCGUUGACAAGAAGUGGUCGGACCGUGAUCUUGAAGACGCCAAGAUCUCGAUUUUCCAAGGGGUCGAUGCCCCCAAAGCUGUUAACCAAGAGGGCAUGAAUACCUUCGUCUACGGCAUCACCGAAGAGAUGAAGCAAGCUCGCCGUGAGCAACUCCUCGAUGUCACCAAGGACCAGGUCCGCGACGUUGCCCAGAAGUAUAUUGUCAACGCAUUGAGCAAAGAGUCGGAACGCCUCGUCUUCUUGGGUGAGAAGCGCGACUUUGUCGACAAGUCCUGGACCAUCAACGAGAUGGACAUCAACGGAUCUGCCUAG